UGUCAGGGCCAAAGGAAGAAAAAAAAUUAAGAACGGAGUAUCAACGGACUAUAGAUAGCCUAGUGUAGUACUACACUAGAGUUUAGUGUCUACAUUAUACAAUAUAACUCUUUACUUAUGGUUUAUUAUUCUGUUAACUGUAGUAUUUUGGUCAUAAAAUUAAAAAAAAUUGUAUUUAUGUAGUGAGUUCUAUUUUCUAUUAAAAAGAACAGAUUCUAUAAAGGAAUUUAUAAUAAACAUUUAAUAUAAAUUUUAUCAUAGUUUGAUGAUGACAAGUUGCUAAUUCAUUUAUGAGAUACAUUUUCUAAGACCAUUAACGAGCGAGAGAGAGAAGACAAUUCAGUAUGGCGGAUUAUACUACGAUUGAUUUAACAAAUUCUUUGUGCUUAGUAAAUCACAAUGCUUUGUCUAAUUUAAUCAUUGAAUUAGAUGAUACAGACGAGUCAUUUUCCGGGGAUAUAGCUUUUCAGAGUACACCAAUCAGAGCUCCAUCGAAAAAAUUACGACAAUCACUCAUAAAAAAGAAGAAAUUAGAUAAAUCACCGGAGAAUACACCAGAUUCCAAAAUAGGAGAAUGCUCUAUUUGUUGUGAAAGAUUAGGGAAAAGACCAGUUUCAUCGACAAUUUGUGGACAUAUUUUUUGCACAGCCUGUAUUGAAACAGCAUUACGUCAUGAUAAAAGAUGCCCACAAUGCAGAAAAACUAUGAAAGGAGCAUAUAAAUAUCAUCCAAUAUAUAUACCAUUAGAAUCUAAAUGAAACAGUUUAAAGGAGUAUAUGUCAUUUAUUUAACUUAAUACUAUCCACCUUUUUGUAUAACUACUUUAACAAUUUAGAUUUUCUUUUAUUCAGAUGUAUGAAUUAAUAAAUUGCUAUUUUAUAUAUAAGAUUAAUAGAGAACAAUAGUCAUCCAAUGGUUUUAAUAUUUAUAAAGGGAUCAGUAUUUUUCUUAUCCAUUUCCACUAUUAUCUGCAAUCUUAAUUUUAAAAUAUAUUUAAUGUAUAAAUUUGAUUUAGGUUAUAGCUAAUUUCAAUUAUUCUGUUCUGUACAUUUAAUAAGUAUAAUUUAAACAUAAUGUGUAAAUUUAUGUAAUGUGAUAUUAUUUUAUGCCAAUAGCCUAUAUCAUAACAGAAGGUUUUGACUUUGGCAACUUAGUACCUGUAAAUUAUAAUAAAUGGUCACUGCUUGAGGAAUAUUAAAUGUCACUAGUAUGAA
Molecule: messenger RNA, 1214 nt
Organism: Pieris brassicae (large cabbage white)
Lineage: Eukaryota; Metazoa; Arthropoda; Insecta; Lepidoptera; Pieridae
Product: RING-H2 finger protein ATL8-like
Exons: 2
Coding region: 345-758 (137 amino acids)
Source: RefSeq, a predicted model, not a curated record